Messenger RNA from Monodelphis domestica (gray short-tailed opossum), 3222 nucleotides. The record is from RefSeq and is a predicted model, not a curated record. NCBI's taxonomy places the organism in Eukaryota, Metazoa, Chordata, Mammalia, Didelphimorphia, Didelphidae.
GGGGCGAGGAUUCAAAGACCGCGCUGGAAGCGGAGGGGCAAGCCGCAGCCACCAGCCCACUCCCCUAUUCGGGGCAGGCACUGGAGUCAGCAUGGGGGUGACAGGUCUAGUUGGGAUGAUGGUCGUCCCCUUCCUCCUCCACCACCAAAAAUGGGCUCUGUUGCCUGAAGAAGCCACAGAAAUGAUCAGACUAGAAGAGUCUUUCUUCCCUCCUCACCCAAAGCCUGGGAAGCAGUCACGCACUAAGGGCGUGUGGCCACAUUUCCAAAGAUCUGAUGCCCAAGAAUCGGGAUCCCUGGCCCCUGCUCUCCUGCCUCCUCUCCUCCUGGCUCAGACAGCCCUACCUUGGUCCUAGAGCGUUCCUAGAAACCAGCUUCACUCUAUUUUUAUUAUCUCAAGUGUCAACGGAUUUCCUUGCUGCAGUAAAAAGUCCGUGGAGGUCUUGGAGACACAGCCUUCUCUUCAACACCUUCUGUGAUUAUAUGGGAAGCUUCCCAGGAGACUUAGAAACUCCAAGCUAGAAAGCACCAUAACCCCAAUUUGCUCUUAACAGCCGGAUCCUGAAGGGGAAAGGAAGUGUUGGGGCCCAGCUCCACAGCUUUCCCCUCUAUGAUGAUGAGGAUAAAUGUCCAAGACCUGCUUCAAGGGCAGCUUUCCACUACCCCACUAACUCCUCCUACAAGGAGGAAUACAAGACCAAGCCCUUUGGAGGCUAUAACGCUUUUAGCCAGCAAGGGUCAGAGUCAGACCCCUUGAGGGACACAGAGGAGGAGGAGGAGAUGGAGGAAGAGUUGGAGGAGGAGGUGGAGGAGGAGGAGGAGGAGGAAUUGGAGGAGGAAUUGGAGGAGGAGGAGGAAUUGGAGGAGGAAUUGGAGGAGGGGGGUAACAAAGAAGAGAGUUGCACAGCUCCAAACAAGUCAAUGGUGGAGACAGUGGCAAACUGGGGCACAAAAGCAGGUGAGGAUUUUGAGGACCCUGAGCCCCAACCUGAGCCUGUGGAAGAUGAGAUCGAGCUAUUAGAUGACACCCUUGAGCUGGAAGCAGAACAGGACCUGGAAUCGGAGUCAGAGUCAGACUUGGAAUCUGAACUGGAACCAGAGGCUCAGCUGCUCCCAGGAUCAGAGUCAGAGCUAGAAGAUGAAGUCCCUGUUCCCGUCAGCGUCUUUGUCCAAACCUCGAAUCUGGCAUUCAACCUGGCCCCAAGGAACGCAUCCAAGGGGCCCAGAGUGGAUGUCCAGAUCCAGACAGCUGUUGGGCCAAAGGGGACUUUGGAGUUAAGUAUUUCCCACGAGCCCCGGAGCUCAGAGCCCACACCAGUGAAGGAUGGGCUGCACCACACAUUCCGAUCAGUCUUCGUGCAGACUUCCAAGCACCUCUUCCGGAUGGACAAAGUGAUUCAGGCAUCUGAUCCCACCGUUCACAAGCUGCCUUUGGGCAUAGCACGCCACUCAUCCCCAGUCCGAGAGUGGCCUUUCCAGAAAUCUUUAGAAAAAGCCUCUAAGGAAAGCCUGCUCUCUGGCAACAAAUUGUCCAAGAUGUUCAUGGAAGAUGUUCGAGGACAAACCUCUCACCCAAGCCUGGGUAUUGAAGGUUUCCCACCACAAACCCCAAUUCAGUCGUUGCUACCAGAAAAUACGUCCACAGAAAUCCAAACGAUAACUUCCCAAAACUUCUCUGCUAAAUUUUCGGAGCCAUUGGACAUCAGAAUGCUGGACUCUCGCCCAACCUCUGCCAGCCUCCCCCCGGCACUAGUUUCUAGUACUAUGACCUCCCGCAAUUCCUCCUCUACAGAACUGGCACUAGAUUCCAAAGCUCCUCUUUCCUGCAAGUCCUCCCCAGGGCUGAGAAUGGAGUCAAGGUCACCUAUGACCCAAGGGUCAACCACAGACCUUUCCCUAGUAGCUGAGCAGACAGUGUCGCCCUUGCCCCUCUUGAAGCCACCAGAGGCAGGGGAGCCUCAGAAGUCUAUCAACCAGGAAUUUGCCCUGAAGCCAGGCUAUGUCUCAGAAAGAGUACCCAUGGAAGGGGAAGUUAACCAUCUCCAGACCCCAUCCUUGUCUCCAGUGCCACCUGGACCUUGGAAAGAGUGGUCACCGGCAGAGGGCCAAGAGAUCCACAGUGAUACAGAAAUGGUUCAGAUGGACCCAGGGUCUAUGGAGAAUGAAAUUGGGGAAGGUCCAACACAGCUGACCCCAAAACUGAAGAAAGAACUUUUGGCUUCUUGGACUGCCCAUCAGGCUCGAGCAAGAACCGGUCGAGGAGGAGCCAAACCUCAGAGUGUUGACAUCCCUCUUGCCAAUAGGAGACGGGACAUUUCCAGUCUUUUUGCACCUGUUGACAUCCCUGCUGAGUACGAGCAUCCUCUGACUUCUAGGCAGGUGGCAGCCUUCCAGGAUGUCUUCCAACUGUUUAAACCGGGCUCCCAGGGCAAGUUGGACAUGCGGAGCAUGAAGGGGGCACUACGGGCUGUUGGCAUCCAGUUGAGCCCUCAGGAAGUGUGUGAGGCCCUUCGGCGGGCCGACCUGGAUGGUGAUGGUGCUGUUGACUUUGAUGACUUCCUUGGGAUCCUGACAGACAACCAUCGCUUUGCCCAAUGCAUGGGGCGGAUGAGAAACAGUCGUAUCAAUGAUCCCCAUGGACUGGAAACCCUUUUCUUCGAGAUGAUGUCAAAGUUUGUGGGUCAAGGGGCACUGGCCCCCAAGUCAGUGGCGGAGGUGGUGAGUUACUAUACAGACAAGCAGAGAGUGUUACGAAUGAGCUCUUGGUGGAAGGGCCUGAAUCACAAACACAACCGAAGCUACCGAUCCCGAUCGCACACGGGCCUCAGCUUCUUCUGCCAGGCCACCCGCCUGGCCGGACUGAACAACCGGCAGCUCGCCAGAUCCCUGCAUAACCUCCGGGACUUGAAUGUUCAAGGCCCCUAUUCUCAUGUGCCCAAUCUGCCCUCUCGGACACGGUCGACCGAAAGGAGGAUUCGAAGCAGAGGCCCCCGUCUGAACAACCUCGCCAGGCCCUGCAAACCCAAGCCGCCUCAGCGCGAGCCCCCUAGGCGAAUCCCUGAGCCCUUAGGUCAGCGACCACAGUCAGAGGAGGGGACCGCAGAGCUUGGACCGGCUCCCUCCCCACCCACCCUGGUCCAGAGCCAACUCCCUUCCCCACCCCCUGCUACCCCACAGAGUCACUCUUUACCAAAUGUUUACCAAUAAAACACUCCCUUAGAGA